ACCAUUCCAGAAAGCUAGCAGCGGAGAAGAUCGAAAGAGUAUUAUGUCUGUCCCCAACCCGGAGGAUGCCUCACAAGAGCCUGAGCCUGAGCCCUCAAGCUCCACUAAGAAAAAGAAGACAAAGUGGCGGCAGCAAGAGGCCAGCAUCCAGGCCCUCACCAGGGCUGGCCACGGGGCCCUACUGGCCGGCCAGAACCAUGAGGCCUUGACUAACUUCCAGAGGGCCUUCCUCCUGGCCUCCAAAGCCUCACAACAAAGGGACACUCCUCUUCUUCGGGCCUGUGCCUUCAACCUGGGGGCAGCCUACGUGGAGACUGGGAACCCAGCCAGAGGCCUUGAGCUGCUCCUAAGAGCCCAACCUGAAGAGAAGGCACAGGGCAGGUGUCAUGGUGACCAAUGUUUCAAUGUGGCUUUGGCCUACCAUGCCCUGGGCAACCUGCCUCAAGCUUUGGCCUGGUACCACAGGGCCCUGGGCCACUAUCAGCCACUGGGUGACCAGGGGCAAGCCCAGGCAAAAAUGGGAGCCUGCUAUCAGGCUCUGGGACAGCCUGAGCUAGCAGCCCGCUGCUUGCAGGAAGCAAGUGAGGCCUAUGCCCAAGCAGGGCAGCCCCGGGCUGCAGCCCUGGCAUUGGGGGCUGCGGCGAGGUGUAUGCUGAAGAGCGCGCAGCAUGGCGUGGGUGCGGUGGUGCAGGUGCUGGAGGAGAGCCGGAGGCUGGCGGAGAUGAGUGCUGAGCGAGGACUGCUUGGGCAACUCUAUAAUGAUCUAGGCCUGGGCUACUCCCAGCUCCAGCUGUUCCCACUAGCAGCAGAGGCCUUCCUGCAGGCCUUGCCCUUGUGCCGGGGGCCAGGAGAGGAGGCCACGGUGCUGAGAAACCUUGGGAUGGCCCACAAUGCCCUUGGAAACUAUCAGGAAGCGCGGGAGUUUCACCAGAAGGCUGCUGACCUGCAUGGCUCUCUGGGGCAGCGGUGGGAGCAGGGCCGGAGCUUUGGCAGUCUGGCAUUUGCGCUGAGCCAGCUUGGGGACCACAAGGCUGCCAGAGACAACUACCUACAUGCUCUACAGGCUGCCCAGGAUGCUGGGGACAUGAAGGGACAGUGGCAGGCCUACGAGGGCCUGGGGGCUGCUUCAGCCAGACUGGGGCAGCAUGAUCAGGCCUUGAAGUACUAUAAGGAAGCGCUGGCCCAGUGUCAGAAGGAGCCAGAUUCUGUGCGAAAGCGGCUGGUGGCCAAGCUGGCAGAUGCCAUGAGGACCCACUUGGCCCGGGGUGGUCUGGACCCGACUCACACCCUGACCUUAGCUCCAAGGAGGCCUCCGACUCCAGGUGGGGCCUGCCCAGCAGGGACUGCAGCCAGCUUGGGAAGGGUCCCAGCAGAAGCGAAGCACAGGACCCUGGCCCAUUUUCCCAAGCCCUUUAUAGAAUCAUCUCUUCCUCCUUGCUUCCACAGCUUUCCUAACUUCAAGAACUGCAUCCUAGAGCCCCCAGGGUUUGUUGCAAGCCUGCUAGAUGCUAGUAACCUGAACAGCCUUCACCCAGCUCAGGAGGCCUGGCAUGUUCCCUGCCUCCUGCACGGCCUGACUGUAGACCUCAGAGAAAGGAAGAGUUCCGCUGAAUGGGGGGAUAUGCAGCUUAAGUCUGCUCACUACUGCUCUGCAGCCCACCAGCAAAGGUCAUUCAAACAGCCCAGGGAAACCUCCAGCAGGGACCCACAGAAGAGACCCACCACAUCUGGCUUCUGCAUGAUCAUGUGA
Miniopterus natalensis is the source of this 1750-nucleotide messenger RNA. Lineage: Eukaryota; Metazoa; Chordata; Mammalia; Chiroptera; Miniopteridae. The record is from RefSeq and is a predicted model, not a curated record.